AUUGUUGCAACACGGCUGCUGUAAGAAACAAUGUGCAGCAAGUUGUGUCACAUCCUCUAGUCGAAUGAGGAAGCUCCGGCCGUCGGAAUUAAAGUCUCGUUAUCUGGGCAGCAGGCUGAACGCUUCAGUUUAGGGUACGAUGCUGAAAAGAAAAACUUCAAAUGUUUCGGACAAAGAGAAAGAAAAAUAUCAGAAGCCAAAGCGCGCCAGCAGUUUGGGAUCCUUUGAUCGUUUCAGGAAACCUUCUGUAUCAAAGCCGGAACAUUUACAUGAGACCAAUGAGGCUGAGAGUCUGUGCGAAGGGGGCGCUACAGAAUACGAUAAAACAUCAAACAAUGCUGGGAGCCUGAGCAAGAAGAUGAAGGCUAUAUCACUGACAAUGAGGAAGAAGAUGGGGAAGAAAUAUAUCCAGGCUCUUUCAGAGGAUACGGACGACACUGAAGAGUUUUAUUCUCACCGAGACAGUGACCCUGAAGGCGGAUUCCCUACGGAGAAAGUGUCUCUAAAAGCGAGUGAAUCUGUGGAAAGUCUCUACAGUCUCAAUAGUGGUCAGAGUUCAUCCAGUGGUGUAACCAGCUGCUCCGAUGGCACCAACAGAGACAGUCUAAGACUAGAUGAAGACAUUUCUUACAAUGGACCUUUCUGUGGAAGAGCAAAAGUUCACACUGACUUCACCCCAAGCCCUUAUGAUGCAGAUUCAUUGAAAAUUAAGAAAGGUGACAUUAUAGACAUAAUCUGUAAAACCCCAGUGGGGAUAUGGACCGGCAUGCUGCACAAUAAGGUGGGCAAUUUCAAAUUUAUCUAUGUCGACGUAUUCUCUGAAGAGGAAAUACCACCUCGAAGGAUAAAAGCAAGAAGGAAAAGCAAAAGACCAAAGCCUAAGACUUUACAAGAACUUAUGGAAAGGCUAAAUCUGCAGGAUUACAUAUCAAGCCUACUGCUUAAUGGUUAUGAAAAGCUGGAAGACCUUAAAGAGCUGAAGGAAAGUCAUCUGCAUGAGCUUAACAUCACGAGUUCAGAGGAAAGGGCGAGGCUUCUGGCUGCUAUUGAAAACUUACAAGACUGUGAAAACGAUCAAGAGCUUGAAAAUGAAUCCGUUCCCCUGACGCUGAGCCCCGGCAAUCCUACAAAUAAAUAUGAUAUAAAUGACUUUCCAAGGGACUCCGGGUGCUACAUUUCUCUAGAGAGUUCAGAAAACGGCAAAGACGAGACGGAAGCGGAAACGUUAUGUGAAAAUGUGCAGAAAAUCACAAUUACAGAGUCGACCUAGCUGAAGCACCCAAGCCCAUUUUGAUGGUUGGAUCAGCAUCACCCAACUUAUCAUCUCUAUUCCACCAGCUGAGAACCUAGAAAACAAACCCCAAAAAGUGUUUGAUAAAGGUGUGCAUUGCUUUAAGCACAAGCCAUUUCAACAGGAAAUAAGACAUUUUAAAAAAUAUCGGAUUUUUGUUGGGAUGCACCGAAUCCAGGAUUCGGUUUAGGAUUCAGGCUUUUUCAGCAGGAUUCGGAUUCUGCCAAAUCCUUGUGCCCAAAUCCGAAUCCUAAUUUGCAUAUUUAAAUGAGGGGGGAGUUAAAUUGCAUGACUUUUUGUCACAAAACAAGGAAGCAAAUUACGAUUCGGAUAUUCGGCCAAAUCUUUCGGAAAGGAUUCGGGGGUUCGUUCCGAAUCCAAAAUAGUGGAUUUGGUGCAUCUCUAGAUUUUUGUAAAUGACAGUUGCAGGAGAGAUUUAAAUGAUAGUAGUUAUUAGUAACAAACAGGGUUCAUAUCCACAUUGCUGGCUCCCUACUUGUGCAACCACAGAGUACACAGCAUGAGAGGUACAGUUGAACUGACCAUUUUACUACAGGAAUGAGAACUGUUAUCCAGGAACCCAUUAUCUAGAAAGCUCAAAAAUAAAGGGAAGCGAUCUUCCAUAAAGUCAAUUUUAACCAGACAUUGUUUUCCUUUUCAUCUAGUGAAAAUGUUACAGUUCGUUUUGUGCGAUUUUAUUGCUUACAAUUGUAUGACAAAAUUAUGGAACAGACGAAA
Molecule: messenger RNA, 2029 nt
Organism: Xenopus laevis (African clawed frog)
Lineage: Eukaryota; Metazoa; Chordata; Amphibia; Anura; Pipidae
Gene: samsn1.S
Product: SAM domain, SH3 domain and nuclear localization signals 1 S homeolog
Exons: 8
Coding region: 140-1270 (376 amino acids)
Biological process (GO): negative regulation of B cell activation
Cellular component (GO): cytoplasm; nucleus
Molecular function (GO): phosphotyrosine residue binding
Source: RefSeq, a predicted model, not a curated record